Molecule: messenger RNA, 1815 nt
Organism: Penicillium paradoxum
Lineage: Eukaryota; Fungi; Ascomycota; Eurotiomycetes; Eurotiales; Aspergillaceae
Product: RAD52 DNA repair protein RADC
Exons: 5
Coding region: 1-1815 (604 amino acids)
Biological process (GO): mitotic recombination; double-strand break repair via homologous recombination; double-strand break repair via single-strand annealing
Cellular component (GO): nucleus
Source: RefSeq, a predicted model, not a curated record
AUGGAGCCGACCACUGACAGUGAUACCCUCAGCGUUGGUGACCAACAUCGCGGUGGUGCGGGAUCCAUCAUGAUGCCGAACGCUACAGGUACUGCCGUAACGAACCCAUUCGAGGAACCCCAACGCCGGAUCAGUGAAUACACAGCGCAAGAAAUCGCAACACUACAAGCCCGCCUCGAUAAAAAACUGGGACCCGAAUACAUUUCUGCACGCCCUGGUGCUGCGGGGCAGAAAGUACACUAUCUCUCCGCAGAUAAGUGUAUCAACCUCGCGAAUGAGGUGUUUGGAUUCAAUGGCUGGUCUAGCUCGAUCCAGCUCGUUCAGAUUGACUUUGUUGAGGAGAGUCCAAACACAGGCAAGGUCAGCCUGGGUCUUUCGGUGAUCAUGAGGGUCACUCUGAGAGAUGGGACCUUCCAUGAGGAUAUUGGCUACGGACACAUCGAGAACUGCAAGGGCAAGGCCGCAGCUUUUGAGAAAGCCAAGAAAGAAGGCACAACGGACGCAUUGAAACGCGCAUUGAGAAACUUUGGCAAUGUGUUGGGUAAUUGUAUCUAUGACAAAGACUAUGUGUCCAAGGUGACCAAGGUCAAAGCAGUGCCUGGAAAAUGGGAUGUUGACGACCUUCAUCGCCACCCGGAUUUCGCACCACCUGCUAAGAAACAACCUCCUCCACCCAAACGUGCAGCGGAAGAGGACGAUUUACCCCUUCCCCGUCCUAUACACCAAGCGAGAAGCACUAAUCCAGGGAAUACCGCUUCAUUCGAAGGGGAUGGAGAGUUUGGCAGUGAUCUUUUUGACGAGGCUGAUUUUGGUGUGGCUGAGACUGAAACAGGGAAUCCUGAUGAGAUCGUCAUUGAUACAGGGACCCUUCGACAACAACAACCCAAUAUACUAAACAACGGCCCAGUACCUCAACGAGGACCGCCGGUUCGAUCAGCAUUCAAUGCCGCCGUUGUAACACCCUCAAAACCAGAGCGUUGGAACGGUUCCGGCCCAACAGCCCGUCCCAAUCCAGUGAACCUGCGCCAGAACCAAUCAGGGAUCCCACCCCCAGGUGCAGUACAAGGACGCGCAGUGACCGCGCAAGGUCCUGUCCAAAACCUCGCAAACCAGAGACCGUCAGUUCCACCACAGCAAUCUGUUGGUCAGAAUGCUCCACAAAACAAUAUUGCCCAGCCUCCGGUGAAAAAGGAACCGGCUUCUGUAGGGUUUCAGGGGAACCAAGAAAUGGUUCCACCGCCAGGGACCCCAUCAGGGGGGUUCUAUUCCGCCAGGGCCGUUGAUCUUCUCCGCGAAAAUCCAAAUUCAGUCCCUUCGGGGGCACCCCAGUUUGACCCACACGCUGAAAGUCCAUCCAUCCGCAAGACAGCUGGUGUAGACCAUACCAAGAGCGUCCCUAUCUCUAGGCCCAUGCUGUCGGGGGGUGCCUCUCCAGCACCUAACAACACGGUGAACAACAUUACACGCGAUUACAUAAAUCCCGCAACUGAUCUGCAGCGGAGAGUCGGUGCUCCUGGUGGGGGCAUCAGUAGCCCUGCUAGCAGAGGCCCUUCUGUCUCAUCUUACCGACCAUUGACCCGGCCCAACCUUGACCAGAGGAACGUUUCCAACCCAGCUGUGGUAAAUCGAGGCAGUGUUCCACCACAAGCGAAUUUGAACGGCAAACGACCUCCAUUGGUAGAUGUCACUAAUGGUGAUGCUCCUAGUGCAUACCCUGGGGCCCCGGUGUCUGGUCCAAAUGACCCCAAACGCCCCCGGGUCUCGGAUGCUGAUCCGUCUGGACCCUCGCCUGGGCCUCGUCCACCGACCCAGUAA